Gorilla gorilla gorilla (western lowland gorilla) is the source of this 2460-nucleotide messenger RNA. It is a transcript of the gene CHIC2, whose product is annotated as cysteine rich hydrophobic domain 2. Lineage: Eukaryota; Metazoa; Chordata; Mammalia; Primates; Hominidae. The transcript is spliced from 6 exons. The record is from RefSeq and is a predicted model, not a curated record. The coding region runs from base 584 to 1081 and encodes 165 amino acids. Gene Ontology annotation, cellular component: plasma membrane; Golgi-associated vesicle.
AGUCAGCGGAGCCGCCGCCCCCAGGGUCCGCCACCCAGAAGCCGGCGGAGGGGGGCCCGCCGGCGGGAGCGCGCGCCCCGGUCGCCGUCUGCGGGUAGAAGCAGAGGAAAGACGGCGACCUGGGAGCGCGCGAGGCCGCACGUGCGCGCGCCCGCCCGCCCGCCAGCCAGUCCGCUCACCCACGCGCCCACGCACGCGCCCGCCCGCCCGUUGGCCCGGGAAGUCUCGCGAUGCCGUAGCCGGGUGCUCCCGCUGCGGGUGGCUCGAGCUGUUGCUGUGGUUGCCUGAGUUGCUGCUGCGGCGGCGGCGGCAGCGGCGGCUGUGCUUGUGGAGGUGUCGGCCUCUGGGCGGAUGUUGACAUUGUGUUGUUGUUAUUGCUGAUGGUAAUGGCGGCGGCGGUGGCGGCGACGGUCCAGACCCCAUCUCCUCUGUAGCCGGAGCCGAGACAGCCGACAGCGAACUCCGCGGCCUCGGAGCCGGCGGCAGCGGCGACUCCCCUCAGCCUCCGCCGCCUCGCCCGCCGGUACCCCGGCGCCAACCCCGGGAGUCAGGCCCUUUGGGCAGGGGAGCUCGGAGGCUCAGGAUGGCGGAUUUCGACGAAAUCUAUGAGGAAGAGGAGGACGAGGAGCGGGCCCUGGAGGAGCAGCUGCUCAAGUACUCGCCGGACCCGGUGGUCGUCCGCGGCUCCGGUCACGUCACCGUAUUUGGACUGAGCAACAAAUUUGAAUCAGAAUUCCCUUCUUCAUUAACUGGAAAAGUAGCUCCUGAAGAAUUUAAAGCCAGCAUCAACAGAGUUAACAGUUGUCUUAAGAAGAACCUUCCUGUUAAUGUACGUUGGCUACUUUGUGGCUGCCUUUGUUGCUGCUGCACAUUAGGUUGCAGUAUGUGGCCAGUUAUUUGCCUCAGUAAAAGAACACGAAGAUCGAUUGAGAAGUUAUUAGAAUGGGAAAACAAUAGGUUAUACCACAAGCUGUGCUUGCAUUGGAGACUGAGCAAAAGGAAAUGUGAAACGAAUAACAUGAUGGAAUAUGUCAUCCUCAUAGAAUUUUUACCAAAGACACCGAUUUUUCGACCAGAUUAGCAUUCACUUUAUUUAUAGAGACUUUCCAAGUAUGUUGUCUUUCCAAUGGUGCCUUGCUUGGUGCUCUCCUGGUGGUGACAUAACAUUGGUUCUACAGAAUCGUGUGGUGUUUUUUUUGUUUUGUUUUGUUUUGUUUUUUAAAUAACCGCAUGUUCUAAGUGUGCAUUUUUGUCAAUCUUUGCAACAGUUAUUUCAUACAGAUGUUUAAUACUUAAGUUAUUGUGCUCUUUUCUGUUAUGUAUUCUGAUUUUCAAGGAUUACUUUUUUGUAUUAUCAAAAAAAUACAUUUGAACUUAGCAUAAAAAGUGGCCAGCCUUUUUUAUUUUGUCACCAAGGUACACACAGUCCUUUAUUUAUAAAUUCCUUAACAGAGAAAAACACCUUUGUAAGGCUCAACUUACCUAUUCCAGCAAGCACACUUUUUCUGUCAUUUUUUCUUUCUUUUAAAAUUUGAUAUUGUCAUUAUUUUAAAAUAGUAAGUUUUCUUUAAUAGUCUUUUGGAACCUGACAUACCCUUUCUCAUACAAUUCCUAAUGCUCUGUUUAUGGCAGAUAAUCUGUAACGUUAUGAAGACCUAUCAAAAAGUUUUAAAAGUAUUUCUGUCUUCAAAGGUAGUAAGACAGUAUUAAAUUUUUAUUAGAAUAGACAAAUCAGUGAAUGGUAUGCAUGUAUCUAGUGGUUACUAGAACUCAGGAUCACAAAAUAUAGUAGCAUCACGAUCUGUGUAUAUUUUUGAUCAAGAUGAUAAUAAUGGCCUUACUUGGGUUUUUAUUGUUUAUCAAAUCUUACAUACAAAAGAGUGGAAGUAUUCCUUUACAAAAUUUCUAAGGAAAAUAUUUCUUCCAAUCUAUCACAAUUGUAGAAUGGAUAUAUGUUUCUGAAAAGUUUUUGAAACAAAGCAAAAGUUCUAGAACUAAAAGUAAGCUGGUAUUUAAUAUCCCGUUGAUAUUUAGAAAAGAUUGUUAAUAAGAAAUGGAGUAUGCAUUUAGUACUAUUUUUAUCCACUAGUUCACUUUCAGUACAGUUAUGUAUACUUGUUUUGAUUGAGAGUGUGACAUACAUGUUAAAUCAGAUUAGCUUGUUUCUUUUAAAUAUACAUAUACACAAAUACAUAUAAUUUUUUCUCCUUUUUGUUGUGCAUAUCUCUAUGCAUUUUUAAACUUUUAGAUUUGUGAAUGACCUAUGUGUAAAUUUUUGUUUUUAUAAACCAGAAAUUAUACAAGUUUUAACGUGUGUCAAGAACUUGUUCCAUAUAACUGUGGUAUCGAGCAAUAAUGUUAAUAACUUUUGGAAUUAUAUAAACUAUGCUUAAUAAUUUGUAUUGAGAAUUGGUACCACUAUACAAUACUUUUUUCCUGUAUUAAAUCUUUUAAAUACCA